Messenger RNA from Dracunculus medinensis (Guinea worm), 3087 nucleotides. The record is from the annotation of a GenBank genome assembly. NCBI's taxonomy places the organism in Eukaryota, Metazoa, Nematoda, Chromadorea, Rhabditida, Dracunculidae.
AUGGAUGAUGCCAAUCGUUCAGCACAAAAAGCUGUUGUAUUUGAUAGGAAUGGUCGACGUGAAGCCGCUAUUUAUUUCUAUUUUGAUGCUGCGAAUACUUUAUUGGAGUUGAUUGCUGCGAAUAAAAUUUCGUCUUCUUAUAAAGCAACUGCUGAAGGAUAUAUUUGUCGUGCCGAAACUCUCAAAAAACAAAAUAUUUCACGAAAACCGUCGAUAAAAACUGAACAUCAACUUAAUUUAGAAAGAGUCGAAUUUUUGCUAAAUCAAGCCUUAGAUUAUGAUGAAGAAGGUUGUAUUAAUGAAGCAAUUUCAUUAUAUUCGGAGGCUGUUGAACUUUGCUUAAAAGCUAACCCUUCGUGUGAUACUGAAAUUAGAAGGAAAUUACGAGAAUUAUCAAGAAGAGCACUUGACCGUGCAGAAUCGUUAACAAAAUUGAAAGAUGAAGCAUCAGGCAUGAUCGAACUGAAUAUACCGGAGCCUUUAAUUGAUGAGAUAUCAAAUCUAACACUGUCUAAUGAUGUCACAUCACCGCAACGUGCCAUUACGAAACAAUCAAAUUCAAAUUCAAAUUCAAAUUCUAACUCUAAGGGACGACUGGAAAAAGAUGAAUUAAUGGUUUUAUCGGCUACUUCAAAUAUUAACGGUCGUCUCUAUGUUCCUUUUUUAAAUGUUGAUCUCAAAGAACGUUUUGCCUUUCCUAUACCUUACACUGAUAAAGACGGUAUUCUUGCUUUAUCAAAUAAACAGAAACAGUGGCUUAAGACUUGGAUGCGACCGGAUGAAUUUAUGGAAUCGCCUAAAGUUAUUGACGUUGUUGAUUGUGGAACAAUUAAACAAUCGAUUGUUUCGGAUUGUUCAUUUGUGGCUUCAUUGGCUAUUUCAGCCAGGUAUGAGCGCCGUUUUGGUCGACAACUUGUGACAAGUAUAAUAUAUCCUCAGAAUAAACAUGGUCAACCAGUUUACAAUCCUUGUGGAAAAUAUAUGAUUAAACUUCAUAUAAAUGGUGUGUGGCGAAAGGUUCUAAUUGAUGAUCGAUUUCCUGUGGAUGAAAAUGGCCAAUUACUUUGUUCAUAUAGUCAAAAGAAGAAUGAAAUUUGGGUUCCAUUACUUGAAAAGGCUUAUAUGAAAGUUAUGGGUGGUUACGAUUUUCCUGGUUCAAAUUCGAGUAUUGAUAUGCAUGCGUUAACUGGUUGGAUUCCUGAAAGAAUUGCUCUCAAAAGUGAGUGCAAGGAAUUCGAUGCAACCACUGUUUUCGAAAAACUUUGCAGCAGGUUUCAUCAGGGUCAUUGUCUUAUCACUCUUGCUACGGGUAAAAUGAGUCAAUUUGAUAUCGAUAGAACCGGUCUAGUUGAUGCACAUGCUUAUGCUGUUUUAGAUUUGAGAAAGAUUCAGGGACAUUAUUCCGAUAAAGAUAAUGUAAAUUGGACUCCAGAAUUGUGCAAAGCACUUGAUUAUAAUCCUUUAGAUGCUCAACAGUUCGAUGACGGUGUAUUUUGGAUUGAUUACGAGUCAGUUUGCCAUUUUUUCGAUGUAUUCUAUGUUAAUUGGAAUCCAGCAAUUUUUCCUCAUACCUUCGCUUUACAUGCUAUGUGGUCUGCUGGUGUUGGUCCAGUUAAGGACUUAUAUAGUGUUGCCGACAAUCCACAGUUUUUGUUGGAAGUAAACAAUGAACUUGCACCUUGUGCUGUAUGGAUUCUUCUCACCCGUCAUAUCACUGAAAGGGAUGACUUUGCUAACAAUCGAGAAUAUAUAACUGUUAUGGUAUUCAAAUCGGGGAAAAAGAUUUAUUCGCCAAUUACUCAGAAGCCAAUGAUGGAUGCAAUUCGAAUAAACAGUCCUCAUUAUCUUUGUCAGUUAGUAGUUAAUGAUCCAGGAAUCCAAAAAUACACUCUUGUUGUUGCUCAGUACGAGAAGAUGAAUACGAUAUAUUACACAUUAAGAGUUUAUUCUACAGCAAAAUUUAAGCUAGAAAAAAUUAAAGUGCCCUAUACAGUGAAAAAAAAAGAAACAGGUGAAUGGAAAGAUAAAACAGCUGGAGGCUGUGGAAAUGGGGCAAGCAGAGAAACUUAUAGAAAUAAUCCUAUCUAUCAAUUAUCAAUGGAUAGUAUUAGUGAUGAUAACGAUUUACUUAUUGAAUUAAAAGGUCCUAGAGAAUAUAGCGUUGGUUUUGAAGUAAGGCAAAUUUCUUCAUGCAGGAAUAAAAAAUUUGACACAAAAGAUUCCGGUGCAUUCAGACCUGGUUAUGCGUUUUUAACGCUGGAAUCCGUGCCGGAUGGAACCUAUAAUAUUCAGCCGAUGACUUUUCUUCAAGGACAAGAAGGACCAUUCUUUUUAAUCGCUCGUCGUUACGAUACACGAACUACAAUAUUCUCCCCCGAAGGACGACUUUAUCAAGUAGAAUAUGCAAUGGAAGCUAUUUCACAUGCAGGAACAUGUUUGGGAAUUCUUGCAUCGGAUGGCAUUCUUAUCGCUGCAGAAAAGAGAAAUAUUCACAAAUUAUUAGAUGAUGAGGUUCUUGCUGAAAAAAUAUAUCGACUUUCUGAUAAUGUAGCUUGCACAGUAGCUGGUAUUACAGCCGACGCGAAUAUUCUAAUAAGUCGUCUUCGUUUUUGGGCUGCUCAGUAUGAAUAUACAUAUGGUGAACCAAUACCCGUGGAACAGUUGGUUCAAACAUUAUGUAAUGAGAAGCAGAGAUAUACUCAAGUUGGAGGCAAACGACCUUUCGGUGUUUCUUUACUUUACAUGGGUUGGGAUCAACAUUUUGGUUAUCAGUUAUAUCAGUCAGAUCCUAGUGGAAAUUAUACUGGUUGGAAAGCUACAUGUAUUGGCAAUAAUCAUCAGGCUGCUGUUUCUUUACUUAAACAAGAUUAUAAAUCACCAGAUUUAAUAGAAGCGAAAAAAUUAUCGAUGAAAGUACUAUCAAAAACCUUGGAUGUUAAACUAUCAGCUGAAAAAAUUGAAAUGGCAAUUUUGACGAGACGCGGAAAUAAAACUGUGAUCGAAGAGUUAGGAAAUCUAGAAGUUUCGCGUCUAAUUAAAGAGCACGAAGAAAGAGAACGCGAUCAGGAGGCUCAGACUUCAAGUUAA